UUUUGCUCAAAAUGAAUGAUGCAAUGGAUGAAAAAAUCAUAUCUUAUCGUACUACUUUUCUGAUACUCAAGGACCGACCAUGGGGCCGAACUUGAAUCAUGAAAAAAUAUCGAUAUGUCUAACAUUGGUGUGAACGAUCAAAGUCUUUCCCUGAUUUUGUAUCUUUUGAUUAAAGGAGUAACAAACAAGUUGCGACUGAAGGUAAGCGGUCUUGUAUUUGGCAAUUCUUCAAUUUCUCCCGCCAAGCCAUGUGACUUCCCCCCGCUACUACAAUUCUAUUGUUGACAAUUUUUUCUCCCAAGACGUUUUGCAGCAGUAGGAAGGAAAUAAUAAAGUGCAACAAAUAUGUUGAUCCUCGUCAGGGUCAGGGUAGAGCGGAUAAAUCAUAAAUCUCUUGAUUCCUAGACAUAAAUGAAUUGUCUUCGAUAUGGAAGAGAUGGAAAAGUGAAUUUGAGGUUAGAAGUGAAAUAUCUAACGUUUCAAAACAAUGAGUUCUUCAAGAAAAUCCAGAAGAGACAGAGAGAAUGAUAAGACACGACGACAUGCAGAUGAUUUCGGAGCUUCGUCCACUUCAGAAUCCCACCAUCAUCGGAGAUCAUCAGAGAAUUCGGACGACUUCACAUUCACUAGAUUUAGGUACGAGUUGAAUAAAGUCUUUUCUGCGAAUCCCAAUUUAGUGCAGAACCCUGACGACUUCUGGGGAUUUCUAAAAAAAUACGAAGAUGUGCAGAAGAAGUUGGGAGGGAGUCAAGAACCUCCACCGUCGCAUGCAAAGUUGAAUUCAAUUGGAGUUCCCGAUUGUUAUCAUAAAAGCUAUUGUCUCAACCUGAGGCUAAAUCUGAAGUUCGGAGAGCUCUUUGCUAGAAUUCAACAGACAAGAGAGCUGUCCGAUUUCCAGUUGGACCGGUUCAAAGACAUUAUUAUGCUUUAUGUGGACUUCAAGCAAAAGGAGAAGUUCAGAAAGCUGAAGAAGUUGAGGGAGAACCAGGCAAAUUUGCCAGUUGCGAAGCACAGGCAGGAGAUUAUUGAGGCUGUUAAGGAGGAAAGGGUGGUGAUCAUCGCUGGCGACACUGGCUGUGGAAAAUCUACUCAGGUACCUCAGUAUCUGUACUCCGCGGGAUUCACAAAAAUAGCAUGCACUCAGCCUCGCAGGAUCGCCUGUAUAUCCCUCUCGAAGCGCGUGGCAUUCGAGACCCUCACCGAAAACUUGCCAGUGGUGGGCUAUCAAAUCCGUUUCGAGAAGCAACGCAACCAGAACACACAAAUAACCUUCAUAACCGAAGGUCUCCUCUUGCGUCAAGUCUCUUCGGAGACCGGUCUCUCUCAGUACGAUGUAGUAGUCCUCGACGAGGUGCAUGAACGCCACCUCUACGGAGACUUCCUCCUAGGUAUAAUGAAGUGUCUAAUUUACCAGAGACCUGACCUGAAACUGGUGCUUAUGUCCGCCACCAUUAAUAUUCAGCUUUUCGGCUCCUACUUUGCCAAGGAGGAGGUUCGAAUAAUUCAGGUACCAGGUCGUCUGUACCCAAUUCAGCUCCUCUAUCGUCCGAUAACGAUCGACGAUUUUAAAUACAAAAAUGACCGGUUCAAUCCUUCACCCUACGUUCAAAUCCUUCAGUUGAUUGAUAAAAAAUAUCCCCCAGAGGAGAAGGGGGAUUUGCUGAUUUUCUUGAGUGGAAUGAGUGAGAUAACUGCAGUUGUAGAUGCUGCCAAAGAGUAUGCCCAAAAAAAAACCAACUGGAUUAUUUUGCCCCUGCACUCUACCCUCUCCAUCUCCGAACAAGAUAAGGUCUUUGAUUAUCCCCCGGACGGCGUGAGGAAGUGCAUUGUAUCGACUAAUAUUGCGGAGACCUCAAUCACGAUCGACGGAAUACGAUUCGUCGCUGACUCAGGAAAGGUCAAAGAGAUGAGCUACGACCCCAGCUGCAAGAUGCAGCGUCUCAAAGAAUUUUGGAUAUCGAAAGCAAGUGCUGAACAAAGAAAAGGUCGAGCAGGUCGAACGGGUCCAGGUGUGUGCUACCGGGUGUACUCCGACGAAGAAUUCACCUCUCUCGAGAAAUAUUCAACUCCUGAAAUUCAGCGUGUCCCACUGGAUUCUCUUCUCCUCCAGAUGAUGGCAAUGGGCCUGCCCGACCCUCGAAAAUUUCCCUUUAUCGAGCCCCCUCCCCCGCAGAGCCUCGAGAAUUCCAUUCUCUCCCUCAAGGAGCAUGGGGCAAUCACGGAGAAUGAAAAACUCACAUGCAUUGGCAAGACAUUAUCAAGACUUCCUGUGGACAUCACCAUAGGAAAAAUGUUGAUAAUGGGUUCGAUUUUUCAUCAGGUAGAUCCUGUUCUUUCUCUAGCUGCUGCUCUCAGCAUUCAAAAUCCCUUCACAAAUCGAGCGUUCAAGGAUUCAGAGUGUGAAACAUCUCGAAAAAAAUUGGAAUCCGAUCAUGGAGACCCCAUCACGCUGCUCAAUGCUUAUAAAGAAUGGCUGGAAGUCAAACAGGAGAACAGUCAUGAAGGCCGAAACACGAGCAGCACCAGCAGAAGGUGGUGCAAACGUCGAGGUCUCGAGGAGCAACGUUUUUACGAAAUGACAAAGCUACGAAGUCAGUUCAAAGAUCUCCUCAAAGACUGCAAUCUGAUGAAGAACCAGAAUGAAGAGCCGAAUUCAUCGAUGUCAAGCAGUGAAAGAGCCCUCAGAUAUGGUGAACUCAAACUCCUGAAGUCAUUGAAAAGAACCUACAGGCAAUCAUCGAGUAAUAGAAAAAGAAAGCAAUUGAAAGUCGAUGAAUUUGACCUUCAACUGGACAACGAUAACGACAACGACGAAAUUGACAUUAAAGACGUCGAGUUCAGAAUGAGGAAUGAUGCUUCCCAGGUGCAGAAUCUCCUGAACGCCAGUACCGCCUGCUCCUAUAAAGAUCUAACAAUGUUAAAACUGAUUCUUUGCAGUGGACUCUACCCACAAUUCGCCAUUGCUGAUGAAUUUAAUUACUGUAAAUCCACGAAUGAGCAGUUAUUUCAUACUAAAUCAAAACCCUACGUCGCCCUCCACCCGAUGAGUUACUUCGGAAAUCAUCCGCAGAUUUUACAUCUUGAGGAGCCCGACAUUGUUGAUGUGCCUGGGUUCAAGUCAAAGACUCCCGUGAGUCCUAAGCAUCAGCUAUUGGCUUACUUAUCACUUCUCGAAACGACUAAACCAUACUUAGUGAAUACCUUGAGGAUGCCAGCUGCUCAGACUCUUCUUUUAUUUUCUCAAGAGCUCGACACUAAUUCGGUGAUCUCUGUUAUUGUUUGUGAUAAUUCAUUGGGGCUGGAAUUUCCCAUAAUUGAUAGCGGAAUGAAUCUGCUGAUCAGGGCCAUCAGAAUUAGAGCGCAGUGGGAUCUGUUGCUGAAGAGACAGCUGAAGGAUGCCAAGACCGACGAGGAAGACGAGGAAGUGCAGCGGCUACAGGAAAUGGAGUAUGAGCUGAAUAGAAAUUUGAUCGAGUUCAUGCACACCAGUGUUCCUUACACCAUUAAGAGGCUUCUCCCGGCUGAUUUAAACCGAAUUUUCGUUGGACCUGGGGAGAACGAUAUGACGCACAGUUUUGGGGACAGUAAUCCCUUUGAGGAGAAUUUCAAAUGUGUGGUGAAUGGGGCAAAAGGGGGAGUCAAGGUUAAUGAGUAUGUUACGUAUAAUUGCUUGUUGGAGAAUGACUGGAGUGAUAGGAUUGCUGGGGAGAUGAUGGAGAGCCCUUGGGAAUGUGAUAAAUGUGAUUUUAGGGGGAUUGUGGGGUGUGUUGGGAAACUGCAGCAUCGAACGCUGUGUGAUAAGACUCAGAGUAAAAAGAUAGGCCAGGGGGAAAGAGAAGGGGGGAAUAGUGUUAAAGGGAAGAGAAAGGCCAAUUGUAAGGAGUAUGAGUGUGACGAGUGUAAAGAAACAUUAUGGCUGACUCCGAUUGAAAUAUUGAGGCAUAAGAAGGGACACAAUAAAGCAGAGUCUUAAUUGAUUCGGUCGAAUCCUCCUUUUGUUGAUGACGUAGAUGUUUGAAAAUAUUACAUAUAUUUAUGAAAAGUGAAAGUGAAUCCAGGAAUAUGCCAAUGAGGUUUCCGGAAUGAAUGCAUGUCUUCAGAGUUUAGAAUAAUUUUUGUCACUUCCAUUUUCAUUAGAAUACGUUACUUUAUUCAAUUAACUCAAAGUUAAAACGGACUGAGAAUCCGUAGAAUCGUCAAUUCGUAUGAUACAGAAAAAUACGAGUUAAAAAGAACUAAAUUAUUCUUCAAAUCAUUGCAUACAAAAUUAGGAUGAACCAAAUAAUAAUUUUGUAAAUGACACAUAAAUUGUGAAUGAAUUUAAUUAUUUUAUGAGUAAAUCAUGUUGUGAUUCAAUUUGUCAUUAAAAAAAUCCUAUUAAUCUGCCUUUUGUUUUGAUAUUCUCACCCACAUGUGUGUCGUAAAAAUUACUAAAAAAUGAUUAGCGACUGAAAUAAUCAAGUUACACAAAUUUCGUUUCACGUCCACGGCAGAAAAUUGGAAUAAAAGAUGGUACCAACGAAGAUGUAUGACGUAAAAUAUGCUAUGACUAAUCUCGGUUCGAUGGACCGUGUAGUUGGAGUUCUGAAAAAUAUAUUGAAUCCUAAACGGACGUCGUGCUGAUAAUGCAAAUCGUUGCGUUCCUCAUUAGUCAAUAUAAUUGCCGCAUACCAAUACAAAAUUGGACUGGCAGAUGCAAGAAGUCUUGUACUGACUUGGAUAUGUACAUAAAAUAUACAAAACAAAGUUAAAAAUAA
Molecule: messenger RNA, 4757 nt
Organism: Diachasmimorpha longicaudata
Lineage: Eukaryota; Metazoa; Arthropoda; Insecta; Hymenoptera; Braconidae
Product: probable ATP-dependent RNA helicase DHX34
Exons: 2
Coding region: 488-3973 (1161 amino acids)
Biological process (GO): nuclear-transcribed mRNA catabolic process, nonsense-mediated decay
Cellular component (GO): intracellular anatomical structure
Molecular function (GO): ATP binding; RNA binding; helicase activity
Source: RefSeq, a predicted model, not a curated record